Molecule: messenger RNA, 471 nt
Organism: Clonostachys rhizophaga
Lineage: Eukaryota; Fungi; Ascomycota; Sordariomycetes; Hypocreales; Bionectriaceae
Source: the annotation of a GenBank genome assembly
AUGUUGACUGUAAAUCGGGAGAGCGUCUCCUUUCUUGUUGGCAUCCUUCUGACUGUUCCAGUCGCCCUGUACGGGCUCCUUCUUCCUCCCGAUACGCCACAUAACGACUUCAUUCUAUCUUUCGAGCAUCGUGCUUACUUCAUGGCAAUGUGCUCUGUCGCACUUUGUAUCUCCGCUGGCAACACUGAGUCCUUCAGUGUAAAUGCCCUACUGAAUCCCUACAUGCAAUGUCACCCCGUCAAUAAGUACAUCGUGGCCCAGAAGAAUAACUAUCCCACCGACGUGCCGACUGUCGGUAUUAUCUCCGCCUUGUUCCUGGCCACUCUGACAGAUUUCCUUGGCGUCAAACGCUAUCUCAUGAGCUAUUGUAUCGGAAUUACGGGCAUCUGUAUGUCGAUUAUGGUGCUGGCUGCUGCCAAGAACCCCGAGAGUCUCUUGUUAACUACCGUGACAUUUGCCGCCUACUACUGA